Messenger RNA from Nothobranchius furzeri (turquoise killifish), 3690 nucleotides. Lineage: Eukaryota; Metazoa; Chordata; Actinopteri; Cyprinodontiformes; Nothobranchiidae. The record is from RefSeq and is a predicted model, not a curated record.
AUGUGCUUCAGCCAUCGGUUGACCUGCCAGAAGUUACAGCAGAAGGCUCUGCAGCAACCUAAGCAGAAGAAAUCCAAGUCGGCUGAAUUUCUGAUGGGUGAAGAAGAGCGAACUGCUGCAGUGGGCAUAGAAAAUCCAGCUUUCAGUGGAGGAGGAAGCGCCGAGCUUUCCGUUUCUCCGAGUUGGCUGGGGAGAAAAAUGCGAGGUGACAGGCCAGAUAGCACCCUUGCAGCUCACCAAAAAAAAUCGGAGCUGCAAGCCCCUGCCAAGGAAAGAGGAAAUCAACGUGCCCGAAAUUACUUUGACCCACCAUCGGCGGAGCAGACAGACCCAAGGCAAUGCGCGGUGGCUGGGGUCAGCGGCGAAGAUGAGCUGGAAUUAACUAUGAUGAAAGCAGAUGAAAGCAGACUGUAUGAAAGGAUGGCGGCAUUGUUGGAUGAUGAUGACACGUUUAUAGACCUACCCGGUACGCUUCAAGCCUCCAGAGAUGAGGAGGUGUUGGAGGUGAAGGCAGGUGAUCUGGUGCUUCAGCGGCAACGGCAGCUUCACAGUGGUGGAGGUGCCUGGGGCACCAGGCCCUCCCAGGCCAGCGCCAUCGCCAAAGCCCAGGCUGAGGGUAGCGUUUGGCUGGGAGGAGAGACUGGACUCCAAGCGGGGAGGAUGGUAACGGGCAGAGAGCGCGCUGUAAAAACGAGGCCGGCUGAGGAAGCGAUCCCCUGCUACACCCAGCAGCUGAGGGAACGCAUGCAGCCUGACAUGAUCACGCUUGGCAGCCUUUCACUGCAGCAGCAGCCGGCUCAGAAGGGAACCCAGAAGAGGAGUGAGUGGGCAAGCAGGAAAAAACGACUAAUGGCCGUCUUCAGUGGCAACGCCGAGGAUCAACAUUCUCAAAUAAUCUCCAGCGAGUCAACGAGACCAGUACCCAGGGUAAACACGCUGUUUCAGGGCAAAAACAUAGAAGAACCGUUACCCAGAAUGCUCGGGGAAGGCCGGGAAGCAGCAACGGCCGGAUUAAAACCGAUGACCGAGCUCCCAGGAUGCUCAGCGCUGUGGCCAUCGUGGAAAGAGAACCAGAGAAGUGUUCCCCAGCCAGUGGAGGUGCUCGUGUGCUGCCUGAGAUCCACAAGAGACAAGCUUCCCAGGGGUCUCUACUCUGUCAGUGUGGCCCUUCACCGGCCCCUGGGGGGCCCAGCUCUGGCCUUGUGGAGUGAGAGAGGCCAGCAAAUCUGGGCAGUGUCCACCGAGCCGACGGAGCACCGGGGCCGCUUCUACGACACGGACCUGCACUUUAACCAGAACCUGUUCAUGAACUUACCUGCUGCAUGUGACAUCAACCCCUCCAUGGUCUUAGUGUUCCAGCUCAUCAGCCAACACCACAGCCAUCUCAGCUCUGCAGUAGCCUGGGGAGUAUUUCCUCUUUGUGGGUCGAACCUAAACCUGGUCCACGGCAGGUUCAAAACUCCACUGCUCAGAGGGGAGCCCAGCGCACGGCUGGGCCAGUUCAAGAAAAUAGAAGCGCUUAUCUCCUCUGAUCUAGACCACUGGCUGUGCAACCUGUAUUUUCAGAUAAAAAGGCUCCCUUGUGGAACAUCUGGAGAACCAGGGCUCUUUGUUGCACCAUCUACUUCCUCCAGUAACUCCCCCGUCAUGUCCAAACCAGAGGUUCAUUAUGAUCGAUCCUUCAUCCAGAUGCCACACCAACCACAACCCUCGUCACACUCUCGCCACCUUUGCUCGGGCCCGAGCUGCAGAGCAGGAGAGCCCACUGCGGCGCCUUCUCACCAGGGUUCGCCUCUCCGCCUGUCAGCUGAUUCUGCUUGCUCUUCUUCAUCUCUGCCAGGGAAACACGAGUCCCCAGAAGCCUUUUCAGAAAACCCCGGAGAGAACCCUCUCAGGGAGAAAGCUGAAGAUGGCGUUCAGUUCAAGAAGAAGCCAAUCAAGAAGACAAAUAGCUGUGGCCCCAGCGCGAGCGGCAGAGGUGCAGCGCCUCUGCAGGAGCGCAAACAGAAGAUGCAGGAAAAGCUCUCUGCGGAGGAGAUGGAGGGGUUUACGUUCUUUUUACAAUCAUCAACCGGACUUGGUUCCUGUCCUCCGCGACUGUCCGACCGAGCCCGCCUGGCCCUCAGCAUGCUACCGUCCGAGCUGGGCCUGCUGUUGCUGCGGCAACAACAUCAACUUCACACUAGCUGGCACGACUCAGCUCUGCAGCUCGGCCUCAUUAUGCUGCUGCUGGCUUUGAUGUGGUUUGUGAGGCUUUACCUGCAUUACUGCAGCCAGUGGCUGUACCUCCAGGCCAUUGCAGUUCCUGUCAACAAAUUCCAGCUCCACGCUCACACCGUGGAGCUCAUCUACCAGAGCUCGUUGCUCCACACCCGAGAGGAGCUGGCGAUGGUGGUGGUGGGUCCCCUGACCUUGAACGCUGUAACGUUCCUGCUGGUUCUGAUCAGAUGGGGCUGUCAACUGAUAUUUGGCUCACUCCCUUCCUUCACAUCAAAUUGUAUCAUGGCUCAGGGAGUGUGGACAGUCCUCGACCCCCUGGCAGUCUUCACUGUGGAUGCCGUCCUCGGGCGUCUCGCCUACAGCCCCGACACACCAGUAGGAGAUGCAGCCAAGCUUUACUGGCACUUCUAUCGCGCUGACCGGUCAGGUGCUGCCGGAGUCAUCAUCACUCUGUUCCUCUACACAGUCCACUUCCUGCUUUCCAUCACUAUUCUAGCUAUUUACCUGCUCAGGUUCCACAACGACGGCCGCAUGUUGGACACCUUUCAGCGGCUCACAGCCAAGGAGGGCAUGUACUUCCUGCCUCAUGAUCUGGAGCUGUCGAAUCAGGAGCUCAGCUACAUCGUCAAGAAGGCCGAGCAGUGGAGAGGCUUCAAUGGGGAGAGGCGGAAGGUUGCUGUUUAUGACCACAUCUGGACAGCAGAGGACCCCCUACUGAGCUCUGGAGCACCCUCUGAUGGGGAGGGUGCGCCCCCACCUGAGGGUGAGACCAGCACCCAUGUCAUAAUCUACACCCUGUACCCGAGUGGGAUCAAACAAAGAUACAGGCACUUCCUCCGCCAACCCGAUGGAGCCAUCACUGAGGUGAUUGGUGAAACAGAAGGAACUACUGCGACAGAGGACAUGGCCGGACUAGGUCAGAGCUCCGCCAAUCAGACGGAGGACAAGGACGGUGCAAGCGCUUCCCUCCAGCUACGGAAAAGAAAGAAACGGUUUGGUCGAACUCAUCGCAUCGAGCCCGUUGCAGGAAGUGGGUGUGGCUCUAGUUUUGCACCAGACCAAUGACAUUGAAGACCAAUAAGAUUGUUUUAAAUGUACUAUGCAACUAUACCGUAGUAUUACUACUGAACAGAGAAACAAACCUGUGUGUGUGCAUCAGUGCAUAUUCAUUUCAAAGCUGAGGUUUGAAGAAUCAGACCCAACAUGGUUUUACUGUAAUGUUUGGUUCUUGUGACCACAUGCUGGUGAACAUGACCAGUGCAGGUGAAUGUGCAUGCCGUUUGUGUCUGCAUAAAGUCAAUAAACACUUUUACAACUCUCGAAUGAUUGCAGGUUGUCAGACGUCCGGCACCGCCUCAACAUAAUGAAAUAUGAAGAUUAUUUAAAGAGCAAGUCACCCCCAAAUCAACUUUUUUUUCUGAUAAACUACAUAAUUGUGUGUUUAAUCGUGCUGCAGUCAAUAGUUUUACA